Messenger RNA from Polistes dominula (European paper wasp), 525 nucleotides. RefSeq names its product histone-lysine N-methyltransferase SETMAR-like. NCBI's taxonomy places the organism in Eukaryota, Metazoa, Arthropoda, Insecta, Hymenoptera, Vespidae. The record is from RefSeq and is a predicted model, not a curated record.
AUGUGGGUUCCUAAAGAAUUGAUAGAGACGGUGCUCGUUCAACGGCGUACCAUCUGCGCGUCUCUUUGUUCUCGACAUGAAGCCGAUUCGUUUUUGCAACUACUGAUUAUUGCAGAUGAGAAGCGGAAUGUAUGCAAAAAUUCUGUACAAGAAAAACAAUUGCUUUCUUUGGGAGAAGCAUCUGUUUCGAGACCUGAACCAUCACUAACAAUACAGAAGAUACUUGUUUGCGUGUGGUGGGAUACUUUUGGAAUCAUACACUAUGAAUUGCUUGAGCCUGGUCAGACUGUUACAGCUACAACGUAUUGCGAACAACUCGAACGAAUGAAACAAGAGCUAAUAAAAAAAGGAUCUGUUUUGGUCAAUGGAGAAAACAGGAUCUUUCAACAAGAUAACGCGGGGCGCAACGCUGCAGAAAUAGUACAGAAAAAAAUAACGGAGCUUGGAUUGGACCUUUUACCUUAUCCACCCUAUUCAGCAGAUCUCUUGCCGUCGAAAGGCCUUUUUUAUUUGUUAGAACUGUAG